Bipolaris oryzae ATCC 44560 is the source of this 1269-nucleotide messenger RNA. Its product is annotated as glycosyltransferase family 8 protein. Lineage: Eukaryota; Fungi; Ascomycota; Dothideomycetes; Pleosporales; Pleosporaceae. The transcript has a single exon. The record is from RefSeq and is a predicted model, not a curated record. Gene Ontology annotation, molecular function: glycosyltransferase activity. The annotation marks the transcript as partial.
AUGAGGCGGCGGCACAAUAUUGCUUUGGCUACUAUUGCAUUCCUCGGUACAAUCUUGCUGGUUGCACAGCACCGCAGUGAAUACCGGCAUACGCAUGUUACCCAUGCAUCGUAUGAUACCAAAGAGAGUAAUACCGGGAUCGAAGUACUACCAUCUGAUCUAAAACCUUCUUCACAUUCUCAUGAUGCAUCCGGGUCAGGAACGGACGCCGAGGCGCACGUGACCCUACAUGACGAUGGUUCACCGGCUCAAGGAGUCUCAGAAGGCGAUAGUUCGACGACACCUCCUUUGCUGGAAAACCCCUCUCCAGAUGGACAAACCGUCCUAGAACCUGAAUAUGCUUUCCAAAAAGACCUCGAUCUCCUCCUUCCAAUCCCAGCCCUCCAACGCUUCAGCACCCACAAACCUCACAACUAUGUACCCGGAGGCACAGAAACCUACGCCUACGCUACAUUCCUAGCAACACGCAACGCGUCACUCAAAGACCCCUACUUCCUCGCCAUCCACUCUCUCAUCUACCGCCUCCUCUGGUCCCCCAAAUCUCGCACCCAAAACCAUCCCUUCAUCGUCUUCGUUGCCGACUACGUCACACCCGAACAGCGCGCCCUCCUCUCCGGCGCCGGCGCCCUCGUCCGCGAACUCGCGCCCCUCCCCUGGUCCCCCAACGUCCCCGGCGUACAGCCCCGCUGGAAAGACCUCUUCGCCAAACUACACAUGUGGCGAGAAACAGAAUUCAGCCGCAUCCUCUUCCUCGACGCCGACGCUUUCCCCCUAGCGCCCCUUGACGAAAUGUUCACUCUCGCAGAGCCUCGCACUUGCGUGCCCGAGAAAUUACAUCUCGACGACUUUCUACCCGACGGCCCCGUCUGCGAACCCUACAUCUUCGCUGGUAUCCCGCAGGAUCCCUUCAACACCGAACACCCCAAUAUCAACGUUGGCGCUAUGCUCUUCACUCCUUCCCUCCGCAUGCAUCAGCGCUUGCUACAGAAUUACGUCAAGACGGAUAAAUAUGACUGCUUGAUGGCGGAACAAGCGUUUCUGAAUUGGCAGUUUGGCCCGGACUCGGCGUUUCCGGCGACGAAGCUGGAGAGGGAGUGGGGUGGGUUUUUUCCAAAGGAAGAGGAAGAGGGGAGGUUGAAGGUUGUGCAUGAGAAGAUUUGGGUUUUGGAGGGGGGUUGGAUGAAGGAGGAGUGGGGGAGCGGGUGGAGGGAUAUGAUUGGGUUUUAUGAGGGGGAGGAGUUUGUGAGGGUGAGGGAGGGGGAUGGGAAG